Pundamilia nyererei is the source of this 1191-nucleotide messenger RNA. RefSeq names its product CDC5 cell division cycle 5-like (S. pombe) (gene cdc5l). The transcript has 9 exons. The record is from RefSeq and is a predicted model, not a curated record. Gene Ontology annotation, biological process: mRNA splicing, via spliceosome; regulation of transcription by RNA polymerase II. Gene Ontology annotation, molecular function: RNA polymerase II transcription regulatory region sequence-specific DNA binding; DNA-binding transcription factor activity, RNA polymerase II-specific. Gene Ontology annotation, cellular component: spliceosomal complex; Prp19 complex. NCBI's taxonomy places the organism in Eukaryota, Metazoa, Chordata, Actinopteri, Cichliformes, Cichlidae. The annotation marks the transcript as partial.
GGUUUCUAUGACACCAGCAUGGAGCAGUAUGAUGCUCAGGAGCCUAAUUUCAAGAGGCUCAGACAGCAGCAUUUGGAUGGAGAAUUACGCAAUGAGACUGAAGAGAGGGAGAGGAAGAAAGAUAAACAGAAGAUAAAGAAGAAGAAGGAGAGUGACUUGCCAUCUGCCAUCCUGCAGACCAGCGGAGUAGCUGAGUUUACCAAAAAACGUUCCAAACUAGUGUUACCCGCACCACAGAUCAGUGAUGCUGAGUUGGAGGAAGUUGUCAAAUUGGGUGUCGCCAGUGAGGUCGCCCGUCAAGCUGCCGAGGAGAGUGAAAGCGCUAACUCCGCCUCCUCCACCCUCCUCUCAGAAUACAGUGUCACCAAUACCAUGGCAACAGGGCUACGGACACCACGAACUCCUGCUGCUCAGGACAGAAUCAUGCAGAAACAAACAACACACCACAGAAUGAAUUACCUGCUGUUCUUCUCUUCACAGCAAAGGGAAAGCUUGCAGCACCUGCGACAGGGUCUGAUGUCACUUCCUGUUCCUAAGAACGACUUUGAGAUCGUUCUUCCUGAAAACGCUGAGAAAGAACUCGAAGAAACCGAGGCUGAGACGGGAUUCAUAGAAGACUCUGCAGAUGUAGAAGCACGCAAGCAGGCUCAACGAGACGCUGAAAGAGAGAAGGAGUUGAAAUUGCGGCACACUCCUGUUCAGAGGAGUCUCCCCAGACCUACUGAGGUAAACGAGUCUGUUCUCCGUCCCACCUCCAUGGAGCCACUCUCUGACCUCCAGCAGGCCGAAGAGCUCAUCAAACAGGAAAUGAUCACCAUGCUGCAUUUUGACUGCUUGCAUCACCCUUCAGCCAAUGCUGCCAAUCAGCUGCAGCGCGGCAAAAUCCGAGGCCCCACGUCUACGUCUAACAACGCGUCACAUAUUGCUUACCUGGAAAAAACCUCCUACAAGCCAAUUAGCACAGAGGAGAUGGAACAGGCAAAGUUAGUCCUGGCAGCAGAAAUGGAGGUGGUGAAGGGAGGUAUGGGCCACGGUGACCUCAGCAUGGAGGCUUACAGCCAGGUGUGGGAGGAAUGCUACGGACAGGUGCUGUAUCUGCCUACUCAGAACAGGUACACCAGAGCAAACCUGGCAUCAAAGAAAGACCGUAUUGAAAGCCUGGAGAAAAAGCUAGAUUUAUACGACUUUUAA